AUGGCCAUAGGUCCCACUGUUGCAGCGCCGAUAUUUUACACACCCAUGCCGAUGCCCCGUAGCCCAGACGUGCCCCGAUUCAGAGGCAGGCAGAUCAUCGAGUUCCUUAGCAAAUACGAGUCACUGGCUGACGCGGCACUUUUCACGGAAGCUCAGAAAUGCGAUUUUCUGACCACUUACUGCACUGAGAAGGAAGUGAGGUUCAUUUCCAUGCUGGAUGGUUUCGAAAACCCAAAUUGGGUGUUGCUCAAGAAAGACCUGCUGGACUUUUAUGGCGUUGACGAAGAACCCUUAUUUUGCCUCAAGGAUCUCCACAAGUUCGUAGAAAAAGGUCGCAAGAUGAAGACCUUUGAUCACCUUGACCGAUAUUUGUGCAAGUUCGAAGCCAUUUCCAAGUCCUUAGAGGCACAGGGUGCCCUCACUGUCAUUGACCGCGAUGAUUUGUUUUACCGUGGAUUUCCGUCAAAGUUCAGACGGGAGCUCAAGUACGAACUCAGGGCUCAAGGUCUUUGGUCAGACUUGACCCGACCACCGCGCAUGAAUGAUGUUGUAGCCGUUGCACAGGAGCUGCUCCGAGGCGACCUAUACGAUGUUGACUUCACUGUGAAGUCCGAGCGACGCCCAUGUUCCAGAAAGGACAGUGACGAUGAGCCAGUCGAUGACUUGGCGGACCGUGGAAGUGACAGCGCCAGCUUGUGUCAGAUGGCAGAUUCCACGGAUUUGGAGUUAGUGGCCAAACGAUAUGAAGCCCAGCACCUAGAGGGCUCAGUUCCCCAUGAGGAAGCCUUGCCACCACGUAGGCAUAUCCCAGCGCUCCAAGAAUGGGUGGAUGACGAAAGCCGCAAGACGAUGUUGAUGCAUGUUGCAUAUCCCAGUUGCGAUGUCCCCGAGUCCAAGUUGUGCGAAGUCCCGGCAGUUCCCUUGGUGCUAGUUGGAGUCGAAGUUGAAGUUGAAGUCAGAAGCGCAGCGCUUCCAACUGAAUUGAGUCAUGUUUGCACCGAGCCGAUCGUUGUACCCACCCAUUACGAGUCUGGAUCAGGGUUCAGCACUAAGAAUCUAGAAGCUAGCGAUUGUGACCAACUAGGGAGCCGUGUCGAAGUACCGGAGCUAGAAGCGAAAGAGCUUAGGCCUAUCGGCCUUGAACGCAUCUCAGAUCCACCAGUUUGCGAAGUCACCUUAGCUCCUCAGACCUCAGAUUGGGCUGAGACCGCUCAUACGUGCUCAAGCAAAGCCAGACUGCCUCAGCCAACAGAGGUGAUAGCGCGCGCUGACAAGAAAGAGCCGAAUGACUUAAGUGCGACGACUUUAAACUCACGACCUUUUUGGCCCGCUCCCGGUCUUGGAAUUUACUCAGGAUCUGGAAUGGCGACGAUCCGAUAUGACUCCCAGCGAUCCUAUGGCGGCCAGUGA
This is a messenger RNA of Cantharellus anzutake, 1410 nucleotides long. RefSeq lists its product as uncharacterized. Bases 1 to 1410 code for a protein of 469 amino acids. The transcript has a single exon. The record is from RefSeq and is a predicted model, not a curated record. Lineage: Eukaryota; Fungi; Basidiomycota; Agaricomycetes; Cantharellales; Hydnaceae.